AUGAGGGCGCGCGCCGCUGCGCGCUCAUCGCACCACCUUGCUGGUGAUGCUGAAAGCAGGAUCGCUCAUCUGAGAGAUGCUCAUCACCAACGCAAUGUGACCAUCACACUGCACACGCAAGCAAAGGGCACCUCUGAGUUCAGGUCUCCUGGAGCGACGCUCCAAAGAAUAUUCAUGCCUGGAAAAGGUUUUCCUGAAGUUGGGAAGCUCAAGCAGACAGCCGUCGCCAAUAAUUCUGUCACUCUGUCCUGGGAACGACCGAAGGGUUGUUUCGAUGCCUACCUUGUCACGGCCAGCGCAGAGAACACGGAGCUUGGUAGCCAAGAGACCAGCGCUGGCACAUGUGGUAAUGGAACCAUCGUUCCCGCAAACGAGACCAGUGUCACGUGCGACGGCAUCAGGGCGUCAAGUGUGAGCAUCAUGGUGCAGACGCGCAGGUUGAAGUCGGACGGUCUUAUUUCGCAGGGCGUGACACUUCAAGGAAUCGCCAUGUCCAAACUGGUGCUGCCCGACGUAACGAACUUCAGCUUGAUAGAUGUUGGACCCGACUCUUUCACGGUAUCCUGGGCAAGGCCGUCCUCUUAUUUCGACUACUACUGGGUCGAGGUGUACGACAACAGCAACGGGACAGACAUCCCUACACCGCAUCGAGUUGGUUCAUGUGCAUACGGGAACAUAAUUCAUCGAGAUCAGAACCAAAUCACCUGCGACAAGUUCAAGGCAUGCGUUAACGCAAGCAUCACAGUACACGCACAAAGCAAGGGUCCCUCAGGUCUGACAUCCCCUGGGGCAACGCUCAGAGGUAUCUUCGUGCCAGGAAGAGGUCUUCCUGAGGUGAGGCAGCUGAAACUGACAGAGAUGGACAAGGAUUCUAUAACUGUUUCCUGGCAACGACCGGAGGGCUGCUUUGACGGCUAUAUAGUUGAAGUCACUGAAGAAAACAGCGGAAGCAGUGGUGUUGGAGGCCUCAGUGCGGGCUCCUGUGCGGGUGGAAUCAGUGUUGACGCUGAACACACUAGCAUCACGUGCAGGAAAAUAGAAGCUUGCAGCGUGAGAAUCACCGUACGUACGCAAAGAACAGGACCACUCGAGCUUACUUCAUCUGGUGUUUCCCUGAACGACAUCGUCAUGUACAAAAAAGAUAUGCCAGAGGUGCUGCCGACAAUUAAAGUGGCUAAUGACACAUUUGUACUGCGCUGGAAUUGGCCAACUGGCUGCUUCGACAAGUACAAUCUCGAGGUCGCCUAUGAACCUUACGAACAUUCGAUCUUUAAAACGCAGCGUAUUGGUUCAUGUGUUGGGACAACCGUUCUAGAGCCUGACGUUACAAAUGUUACUUGUUCACAUCUGCCAGCCUGCGUAAACACCAGCGUAAUUCUACGCACUCAGCGAAAUGGACCACAUGGACGUGUUUCACGUGGUGAAGCAUUGUCUGUGUAUUCUAAAGAAGGAGAUCUUGUAGACUUUGACCUCUACCUUGACAGGGUGACACCGACUACGGCUGAAAUCAUCAUAGACCCGCAUCUUCCGCCGUCCUGCUCACCGCGUUACUGCGGGGCGUAUAUAUGUCGCUUCUACAAGAGUGGAGCGAUCGUGAAAAAUUGUUGGGGUGAGGAGUGCGAGGCACGUAAAUCAUACAGCAGCGAAAUGGUCGUGAACUUAAAACAUCUCACUCCUGGAGGAUUUCAUACGUGCAGAGUUACCCUCAGGUACAACAAUGAAGUCGCAAAACAAAUCGGAUUCAACGCCAUUCAAUAGCAAACACCCUGUACCACAUGGUCUGAAAUGCUUCCUGUCAGAGGAAAACACGAGCGACAAAAGAAUCGUCCUCAACUGACGCAUCCUUCAGCUGAGACUUGGAUUGGUGGUCUUCGCAAUGGGUGAAAAAAAAAA
Molecule: messenger RNA, 1893 nt
Organism: Rhipicephalus microplus (southern cattle tick)
Lineage: Eukaryota; Metazoa; Arthropoda; Arachnida; Ixodida; Ixodidae
Product: tenascin-like
Molecular function (GO): protein binding
Source: RefSeq, a predicted model, not a curated record